Messenger RNA from Paramecium sonneborni, 533 nucleotides. NCBI's taxonomy places the organism in Eukaryota, Ciliophora, Oligohymenophorea, Peniculida, Parameciidae. The record is from the annotation of a GenBank genome assembly.
AAAUAACCUAAAUUAUUAUUAAUGGACAUUUUAGAGCCUUUCUAUAAAGAUAGCACUAAAAUACUUGAACCAGAAAAUGAAGACUUACAUAAAGGAUUUCUCUUUUUAGGCAAUAUUAAAUCAGCAUAACCUUACAAUCUAUCACCAAAAUUAAUCACUGCUGUUUUAACUGUUACAAAAGAAUCUAAAGUUGUCUAUGAAAAUCCAAACAUUAAACAUUUUAAAUUAGAUGUGGAAGAUAUUGAAAAUCAAGAUUUAUGUAAAAUUUCAAUUCUCAUUUAUUAGCUUAAUUUUUUGAUAAAUGUUUUACUUUUAUAGAUGAAAAUUUAUAAUAAGGCAAUGUCUUAGUUCACUGCAUGGCUGGAGUUUCAAGAUCAGCAUGUAUAGUAAUAGCUUAUAUUAUGAAAACUAAAAAAAUGUCUUUUAGAGAUGCCUUCUAAUUUGUAAAAUCAAAAAGGACAAUUGUUUGGCCCAAUGAUGGCUUUGUAGAGUAAUUGAAAAAGUUUGAAAUAUAAUUAAAUCAAAAUAAAUGA